AUCCAACAUCGAUAAGAGAAGGCAAUCAAAAUCAAAAUGGAGUAUAAACCAAAGAAAAAUAUUAUACACUUACGACCAGAUACUGUCGAUUAUGUUUAUAAAAGUAUUAAUUUAAGCAAGCCAGGUGAAAUGGAAGAUGCUAUCAGGAUGUUACGGGAUUGGAUCGAAAAGCAACCCCAUUUUAAGAGAAAAGACUUUUCUGACAACUUCCUGCGUUCCUCAAUAAUCGUCGCAAAAGGAUCAGUCGAGAACGCUAAACAGAAACUUGACAAGUUGUGCACCCUACGCUCCUUGCUUCCAGAGAGUUUCCGUUGUAAUAACGUGAAGGAAGACUUUGCUCACGUGUUUCAACUUAUGAAACCACUUAUUUUACCGCAAUUAACAAAAGAUCACUGCAGAUUGAUAACGGUCAAAGUUUACGGGGCUAUGGAAUCUUCUCAUAUUUCUGACGCACUCAAAUAUAGUGUUGUUCUCGGUGAUUACAUGCGACAAUGCGAUUUCGUUCGCGAGUAUAUUUGUAUUUUUGAUUUGACUGAUGUCUGCAUGACGAAUGUAUUAACUAAACUCAAUCUUAUGGAUUUGAGACAAGCUUUCACAGUGUAUUUUGAAGGACACGGGUUAAGAUUUAAGGGCAUGUAUUUCAUAACGACGUCCAAACUGGUAGAUACUUUGAUGAAUCUCCUAAAACAAGUUAUAAAGCCGAAACUUAUAGAUCGUAUCAAAAUCAUGAAGUCCUGGGACGAAGUACGUGAUAUUAUUGAUAAGGAUGUUCUGCCUGUUGACUUUGGUGGUAAUGAGAGGUCGGAGCAAGAACUACAUGAUGAUUGGCUAGAAGAGUUAACCAAUGAAGAUUUCCAGCGAUAUUUACGGGAUAUAAAUUCAACUGGGACGGAUGAGACUUGCAGACCAUCUUACAAAUUCAAUGAGGAAUAUGCUGGAAUGCCUGGAACAUUUAAACUUUUAACCGUCGAUUAAAUUAAUAUAUUAAAAAUUAAAAUUAUAUUUUUAAUUAUAGCGGUUUUAGUGAAAUAUGAAUUACUUACCAUGGUACAUAUAUAUUACUUACGAACCCUUCAUUUUUCCAGGACGAAGACCGCUCUUAAUCAUUUCUCACUUUUAUGCCAUAAUUAAUAAUAAUUAUAUUCUUAAAAGUACUUCAACAACUGGUUGUCGAUGUCUUAUGCCAAAUACGAGUUGAACAUAAUAU
Molecule: messenger RNA, 1207 nt
Organism: Colias croceus (clouded yellow)
Lineage: Eukaryota; Metazoa; Arthropoda; Insecta; Lepidoptera; Pieridae
Exons: 6
Coding region: 37-975 (312 amino acids)
Cellular component (GO): membrane
Molecular function (GO): phosphatidylinositol bisphosphate binding
Source: RefSeq, a predicted model, not a curated record